AUGAAAAAGACCAACCCAAGAGACAAGGAAUGGGCAGCCAUCCAAAUUUUGGAAGAGAGAGGUGGAAAAUACUUGAUCGAAUGGGCAGGGAUAGAUCCAUCCACCCAAAAAUCAUGGGCACCCACGUGGGAACCCAAAAAAUUGGCGAACAAAGCUUUGGCCAGGGAAUGGCAACAUAAGAAAAGACGACAAUCACAAGCUACUUUGCCCAACACCAAAGACAAGUCCAGCAUACCAGUCGAUUCCCCGAAUACAACCCUCCCUGGUGGAGACACCCAAACUGAAGGAAGCAACGAUCUUGCAGAGGUCAACAUACAUAUCAAAGCCUCCCAAGAAGACGAGCUAGAGGAUGAGCUUAUUCCCCUAGCAGAAUUUGUGCCAGCCCCAAUCACAACACCAGAGCAGUACACAACAAUAGUGGACGACCUACCCCUGCACGUAGUCCAAGCCGAUCCUAAUUUAAGAGGGCAACAAACUGCUAUGUUUAUUGUGGGGGACAACUGGGUGGAAAUCAGUGGCCUCGGAUUUAUUAUGGAUCCUCGACUAACCCACCCCAACUGCUCCCAAGAUAGGUUUGUCCUGAGCGGUGAAGCUUCCCCGAGAGACUGGCCAGAUCACCUGAAGCAAUUUUUCAGCUCCCAAGGAAUCACUUUCCUAUAA
Puccinia graminis f. sp. tritici CRL 75-36-700-3 is the source of this 660-nucleotide messenger RNA. RefSeq lists its product as uncharacterized. The transcript has 4 exons. The record is from RefSeq and is a predicted model, not a curated record. Lineage: Eukaryota; Fungi; Basidiomycota; Pucciniomycetes; Pucciniales; Pucciniaceae. Bases 1 to 660 code for a protein of 219 amino acids.